CAUCCUUCGAGCAUGUUAGGCAGAAUCCCAGCCUCUGCUAAAGUAGAGAGCAUGUCUAUUGCCAAUGUUAAGCGCCUUGCGUCCUAAUCAGGAAUAAGGUAUGAAUUGCGUCGGAAGUAACCCCACAAGAUCUAAUUCAAUGGGCGCCUCGAUCAUUUGGGAUGUCCUUGUUUUGUAAUGAGCGUUGAAAGAGAGAAAACCCCCUUGGAGGUCGAUUUUGAGGUUACUCAGGUCCUAGACACUGACGACGCAGCUCUAACACGAUUAGGGAUCUCCCGGGAGCUUCGGCGAGAGCUCACCUCAUGGAGCACCUUAUCAAUCGCAUUCUCAAUUUUCGGAUGCGUUGCUACGAUCGCUAGUACUGUCAAUACUCCUAUUCUUCUUGGUGGACCUGCCUCCGCGAUUUGGACCUGGUUUCUAGGUUUUUGGGGUUGCCUCGCGAUUGCUGUUUCCGUAGCCGAACUCGUGUCGGCGUACCCUUCGAGUAGCGGUGCAUAUGGCGCAACUGGAUAUGUGUUCGCCGGCCACCGAUACGGGAAGGGCAUUACAUAUGUGAAUGCGUGGAUCACUACCGUCGGACAACUUGCUGUACCCGCAUCGGGAAACUUCGCCUGCAGUCAAAUGGUUUGGGCUGCAGUUACCAUUGCGAAAGAUGGAAAUUUUACCGCAACGAAAGGGGAGGUACUGGGUUUAUACUGUCUAUUGAACGUAUUAAUGGGUGCAUUUAAUGCGCUUCCGACUCGCACGCUCAAUGGACCAACAUCGCUCUGGAUGUGGGUCAAUCUCGCCACUUCGUUGACUGUUAUUAUAGCGGUGCCGAUAGGUGCUGCUCACCGGCACGCACUUGCUUCAUCAAGAUUUGUUUGGACCGCGAUUGUUGAUGGAAGCGGAUGGGGAAAUAAACCUUUCGCUUUCUUUUUAGGUUUACUUUGUGUACAAUGGGUAAUGACGGAUUAUGAUGGUGUCGCGCAUUUAUCAGAAGAGAUCAAGCAUGCAGCCAUUGCAGCUCCUGUCUCUAUAAUCGUUUCAUUAGUCUCCACCGGAGUCAUUGGUUUUGGGGUGAUUGUCGCAUUAUGUUAUGGUAUUAGGGAUCUGAAGGCCCUCCCCGGGCCAACCAGCAUGGUUUUCCCUCAGAUAUUAUGGGAUACCUUGGGGAAAAAUGGCGCACUCGUACUUUGGAGCUUUGUUAUUCUAAUCCAGAUCUUUACCAGCUUGGCUGUGCAGCUGGCUUGCGUACGAAGUAUGUACGCCAUUUCGCGUGAUGGCGCGUUUCCAGACAAGCGCAUCCUCAGUAGGGUUUGGCGAGUCACGGAGACGCCUAUGAACGCAUUGGUUGUUACUGUCAUCCUCCAAUGUUUGUUCGGACUACUAUAUCUCGCCAGUUACACGGCGAUAAAUGCCGUUUUCAGCAUCACUGCUGUGGCCCUUGAUCUGUCUUACAUUAUUCCGACCGCAGGGAAGUUAUAUGGUUACCUCUCUGGAUCCUGUGAGAUACGCUUCCAACCAGGCCCAUUUUAUCUUGGGCGCUGGGGGUAUGCCAUCAAUGCAUAUGCCAUUCUGUGGACGAUUUUCGAAACUGGAAUCCUCAUCAUGCCUCAAGUAUAUCCGGUCACAUCUAGCACUAUGAAUUAUGCUGGGCCAAUUAUGGUUGGCGUGGUAGUAUUUAGCGGAGUCUGGUACAAUCUUUGUGGGAAACGCACUUAUUGGCCAGCUCAUUACGCAGGCAAUCAGACGGAGAAUACUUAAGUGGCAAAAUCAGCUCCCCCCCACGUUUACACAUCACUACUAAGCGUCGGGAUCCUAAUUACUAAAUCGACACCGUUUCUAUGAUGGGGUCAUAUUUGGGCCUGGUUGUAAUUUACUUCAGUAUGCAAUAUUAUGGACCGAAGGC
Molecule: messenger RNA, 1891 nt
Organism: Cantharellus anzutake
Lineage: Eukaryota; Fungi; Basidiomycota; Agaricomycetes; Cantharellales; Hydnaceae
Product: amino acid/polyamine transporter I
Exons: 20
Coding region: 178-1746 (522 amino acids)
Biological process (GO): transmembrane transport
Cellular component (GO): membrane
Molecular function (GO): transmembrane transporter activity
Source: RefSeq, a predicted model, not a curated record